ACGCGGUACCUGUUGCGCGGCUGUAGUUUGACCUCUCCGCUUGCCGUAGUUUAAAUCCUCGCGACCUCUGACUUGCAGUAAACUUCUCUACUUCCUGCUCGCUGUCCCACUCUUAUAGACUGAAAAGGCGAUGGUUUUGAAGGAAAGGGAUUAUAUUUCGAUUGAUUUGGAUUGAAUUUGAGCACAAGAUGAGCUGGAUUCCUUUCAAAAUUGGACAACCAAGGAAACAGAUUGUUUCGAAAACGGUUGAAAGGGACUUUGAGCGGGAAUAUGAGAAGCUCCAAAAGUUGGAAGAACAGACAAAGAAGCUGCACAAAGACAUGAAGAAAAGCACAGAGGCUGAUUUAGCGAUGUCUAAAGCAGCAGUGAAGAUCUCAGGGGACUUGUUGAGCAAUCCGUUGUGUGAGCAGGAUCUGGCUUUCCUUGAAUCCAUGACUGCUCUGGAUACAGCCAUGAAGAGAAUGGAUGCGUUCAAUCAGGAGAAGGUCAAUCAGAUUCAGAAGACCGGGAUCGACCCUUUGAAAAAGUACAGCAGUGUGUUUCCCAGUCUGAACAUGGCGGUAAAACGCAGGGAACAGGCUCUUCAAGAUUAUAAGAGACUCCAGUCUAAAGUGGAGAAAUAUGAAGAAAAAGAGAAGACGGGGCCCAUCAUGGUCAAACUCCAUCAGGCCAGGGAAGAGCUGAAGCCCGUCAGGGAAGACUUUGAAGCCAAGAACAAGCAGCUGUUGGACGAGAUGCCCAAGUUCUACAACAGCCGCAUCGACUACUUUCAGCCCAGCUUUGAGGCUCUGAUACGAGCUCAGGUGGCCUAUUUUACAGAGAUGCACAAGAUCUUCACUGAACUGACGGAUCAGAUUGAUCAGGGUGGUUUGACAGAUGAACAGAGAAAGCAAGAGAACGAGGCCAAACUGAACGAGUUGCGCGCGCUGUCCAUCGUGGCCGACGACUGAGACGGAAAACAUCCUCUUACCCACGUCGUACUCUGAUGUUUUAAUGAAGUCAUGUCAAUAUUUAAUUUAUUUCUCUUUUUUUGUUGAUAAUGUAGAAGUCUUGUUUUGAAUAUCUUUUUGACAGAUGAAGCCAUCAGAAAACACUAAUGAUACUGUAAAACCUUUUAACAGGAUUUUUUUAAACGUGUUCAGAUUCUCAUAUUAGCAUCAAGUUUAGAUUCUCAGCUGGAAUUAAUUACCUUUUCUUUUUUCCAGUUACUUUUUUGUUGAUCAAACUUCCUGUUUAGUUUUUCUAGUCUUGUCAGUUCUUUAUUGCAGUCACUAUAACUGACCAACGGUUGAAUUUCUAACGGAUAAUUUACAUGUUUAUCUUAAAGAUUUCCCAUUCACCACAGGCCAAAUUAAUAUUCAAAUCACAAUAUGCUAAAGCUUAGGGGUUUUUUUAUACAUGAUGAACGUUACUUGUUUUCCGUAUAGUUCAAACACUACAAUAGUAUCUUCUUCAGCUUUUUUAAUGCUUUUUAAAGUAUCAUCAAAAAAUAGUGUAACACUGGAAUUGUUGAUGAUUGAUAUCUUGGAAUAAUGUUACAGUGCGAUUGUCAGUUAACAGAAAUCAUGUUAGUCUGGUGUGGAUUCAGUGAUGAACUACAUGCAUUUAAAUGAUACUCUGCCUCCCUCUACUGACACAUGUGAAACAUUUUUCUUUAGUUUUUUGUAUCUGACCUGUGUUUGUGCUCAUUGUGUUUGUAAUGAAGGAAAGACAGGUUUAUAUAUAUAUUAACCAGUAGUCUUACAGCCAUAAUACACAAGGGCCAAUUAUUUAAGCCACACAAUUUCAUCUCAUUUAUGUCAAUGUUGUGAAUAGCAUCAGUUACUGACAAUCACUUUCUAGUGAAGUUUUUAAACUGGAAGAGCCUUGAUUGUUUCGGUUGGACAUUAAUAUUUCAAAUGUGCCUUCAAAGUAGGUUAUGUUGCUCUCUAUGGUCCAAUGUAAACAAGUUCAGUGCAAGUCCCUUUGGAUAAAGCAUCUACCAAGCAACUUAAUGUAAGCAUUAAACAGUGUUUUUACAUUCCUGCUUUGCUUUUAAAAGAAGAAAUGAAUGUUUGACUUUUGAAAUAAUCUAAAACAUUUUCUCUGUACCACAGCCUUAUGAUUCCCAAAAGUGUGUGCAUUUUUCAUCUGUAAAAUUGUUUUCCUUUAAAAAAAUUUUUUGCUGUUGUGUUUAAUUGUCAAACAUUCUUACAGUAA
Messenger RNA from Onychostoma macrolepis, 2199 nucleotides. RefSeq names its product bridging integrator 3 (gene bin3). The transcript is spliced from 9 exons. Gene Ontology annotation, biological process: plasma membrane tubulation; endocytosis; actin cortical patch localization. The record is from RefSeq and is a predicted model, not a curated record. Gene Ontology annotation, molecular function: lipid binding; protein binding. Bases 189 to 950 code for a protein of 253 amino acids. NCBI's taxonomy places the organism in Eukaryota, Metazoa, Chordata, Actinopteri, Cypriniformes, Cyprinidae. Gene Ontology annotation, cellular component: cytoplasm; actin cortical patch.